AGGAAGACAAGAGACAGGCAACUGAGAGGGGAGAGGAAGAGCUGCCGUCUUCACAAAGUCGCUUGCAUUAUUUUUUCAAGCUGCUGGCUACAUCGGAAUAACACGUUACUACAUUAAAACACCAUUCGAUAUUUUUUCCUCAGAGGAAAAUUUAUUUUGCUUCUACGUAGCUGCAGUGUUGCGUCCAGCCUCAACUUCGGUAGUUAACGGGUUAGCUGGCUAGAUAUCGCGAUACCAUAGAUAUUAAAGAUAUUUAGAGCAACAAAAAGUUGAGUUCUCACCUCCUAAUUGAGUCGCUUGAGGGAUAACAUCAAGAAAGGCAAAAGAAGACCUAUAACCACAUUCCUGCUAUCAGUCAAAGCGAAACUUACUCAACGUUAGUUCGUUUCCUACGCCGGUGCUUUGUAGAACCGGAGUCUCGGAUAUUCCAGUUUUGACUCGUUGGCGGGGCGUUGCUGUCUUGCUGGUAAAGCGUCUCGGUGAACAAGCUAGCUAAAACUCCGCUAUUGUGAAGCAGUUACAUUCCUACAUAUAUCACAAUCAAACAACGGUUUACGCACAAUAACAUACAGUUUUGGCGGCUGCUUUCUUUCUUCAAGUACACCCAACUACAAAAUCAUAGAAAAUGGCCGGAGUGAACAGCAUCGAAGCGGUGAAGCGAAAGAUUAAAGUUCUCCAGCAACAGGCAGACGAAGCGGAGGAGAGAGCCGAGAUCUUGCAGAGGCAGGUCGAAGAAGAGAAACGGUGCAGGGAGCAGGCCGAGGCUGAGGUGGCCUCCCUGAACAGGCGCAUCCAGCUGGUGGAGGAGGAGCUGGACCGGGCCCAGGAGCGGCUGUCCACCGCGCUGCAGAAGCUGGAAGAGGCCGAGAAGGCGGCAGACGAGAGCGAGAGAGGCAUGAAGGUGAUUGAGAACAGGGCCCUGAAGGAUGAGGAGAAGAUGGAGAUGCAGGAGAUCCAGCUUAAGGAGGCCAAGCACAUCGCGGAGGAGGCCGACCGCAAGUACGAGGAGGUGGCUCGUAAACUGGUGAUCAUCGAGGGAGACCUGGAGCGCACGGAGGAGAGAGCGGAGCUGGCAGAGGCCAAAGCCCGGAUGUUGGAGGAACAGCUGAGGGGUUUGGACCAAUCCCUGAAGAGUCUGCAGGCCUCAGAGGACAAGUACUCCCAGAAAGAGGACAAAUAUGAGGAGGAGAUAAAGAUUCUGACUGACAAGCUGAAAGAGGCCGAGACCCGCGCCGAGUUUGCGGAGAGGUCAGUGGCUAAGCUGGAGAAGACCAUCGACGACCUGGAAGAUGAGCUGUACUCCCAGAAACUGAAGUACAAGGCCAUUAGUGAGGAGCUGGACCAUGCCCUCAAUGACAUGACCUCCAUAUAACAGUGGAACACCUAAGUAUUGUCAAGCCUUUGUGUGCGGCGGCUGUGGGUGUGGGCUUGCAAAUUCAAUUCUGGGUCCACGUGAACUUCCAUCUCGAGUCAUGUUCUCUCUCUGUCUCUCUCCCUCCUUUUUUCCCACUCCAGUUCAUUCCUUAAUACUGUGAUUCCUCGUCCUUAGUAUCCAGGCUUUCUCCUUUGUCUCCCUCUUUGACCUUCCUACCUAGUAGGGCCUGUUCAUUCCUCUUAUGCUCCAUCUGUUCCUUUUCGCUGUUGCACCUUCCUGCUAUCCAUGUCAUUCCCCGACUCUCUGGCCCAGAAGUAGCCGGUCGGCUGUGCUUCUGGGUCACUGUAGUCUUUGUGUUCUCUAUUGCACUGGUCUGUAUCUGCACUGUCUACAUACUGUAUCUGUGACUCUCCUCCUGUACAGUCUAAAGAAGGGAAGAAAA
This is a messenger RNA of Megalops cyprinoides (Indo-Pacific tarpon), 1817 nucleotides long. Its product is annotated as tropomyosin alpha-3 chain-like. Bases 626 to 1372 code for a protein of 248 amino acids. Gene Ontology annotation, molecular function: actin filament binding. The record is from RefSeq and is a predicted model, not a curated record. NCBI's taxonomy places the organism in Eukaryota, Metazoa, Chordata, Actinopteri, Elopiformes, Megalopidae. Gene Ontology annotation, cellular component: actin filament. The transcript is spliced from 9 exons. Gene Ontology annotation, biological process: muscle contraction; actin filament organization.